This is a messenger RNA of Leptosomus discolor (cuckoo roller), 1692 nucleotides long. The record is from RefSeq and is a predicted model, not a curated record. Lineage: Eukaryota; Metazoa; Chordata; Aves; Leptosomiformes; Leptosomidae.
GUGCUGUGGCCAGCACAGUGGUGAAGCAGAAGCUGGCUGAGGUCAUCCUGAAGAAGCAGCAGGCAGCUUUGGAGAGGACCAGCAACCCCAACCCUUCAGCCAUGCCGUACAGGUCUCUGGAGCGUCUGGAUCCCGAGGGCCCUUCCCCUCCUGUGCUCAGCAGCUUCCUCUCCCCCGUCCCCAGCACUUCUCUUGACCCCCCAGAGCAUUUUCCGCUGCGGAAGACAGCAUCUGAGCCCAACCUGAAGGUGCGUUGCAAGCCCAGGAAGUGCCUUGACCGACGCAAGAACCCCCUGACGCGGAAGGAGAGCGCUCCCCCCUCGCUGAAGAGGCGGCCGCCCGAGGCGAUCGACUCCUCCCCGAGCAGUAGCAGCACCCCCGUGUCUGGCUGCAGCUCUCCCAAUGACAGUCUCCCCGCUGAGCACGGAGCGCUCCCAGCUGCCUCCGGCAUGGCCCACGAGACACCCCUGGCCCAGCGCCUGAUGAUGCAGGAGAGCUCACUGGCCCAGUUUGCCCUGCAGAGUGCAGCCUCCCUUCCGGCCAUCACACUGGGAUUGCCGGCUACCACUAGCGCCAGGGGAGAGGCAGAUCGCCGCCCCCUCUCCAGCCUGGCACACCGGGUGCCCGUGCUGAACGGCCCUGUCCUGGCGGGCACGCACUCGCCCAUGUUCAUACCACCCGGCUUGGAGCAGCACGAGGCUGGGAGCCCCUUGUCGCCUCGGCUCCAGCCUGUCAUCAUCCUCGAGCCCUCGGUCACCCACACUCCGCUGGUGGCAGUGCCAGGUCUGGGAACGGUCCCCUUCUCCUUCGCCCCCUCCCUCAUCUCUGCAGAGCGCCUGUCGCUCCCAGGCCACCAUAAACCGCUGGGCAGGACCCGCUCGGAGCCCCUGCCCCAGAACCCCAAGGCCAUCCAGCAGCAACUGGUGUACCAGCAGCAUCACACCCAGUUCCUGGAGAGACUCAAGCAGCAGACGCAUCUGGGCAAGCGCAUGGCUAAAUCCAGCGAGAAGCCCCGUCUGCGGCAGAUCCCCUCCUCGGAGGACAUGGAGGCCGAGGGGACGCUCCCAGAGGCUGGGGCCGAGAGCGGUGACCUUGCAAGGGCACGUGUGGAGCCCGCGAGGCCGGGGGGCAGCAUGAAGGAGCCCGAGAGGACGCAGAAGAUGAUGCAGCCUCAAGAGGAGCUUGUCCUACAGCAGGCCUAUCUCUGGGACUCCUACCAGCGUGUGCAGCAGCAGCUCCUCAAGCGUCAGCCCUUGGCCGACUCCCCCAUGGUCCCCACCAUCCACGCGGGGCACAGACCCCUCUCCAGGGCCCAGUCAUCUCCUGCCACCGCGACCAUCUCCCUUCCUGCCCAGGACACGGCCUCCAAGACGCUCUCCCUGCCUGUGCAGGAGCAGCCAGCCAAGCCGCACUUCACAACAGGGCUGGUUUACGACUCGGUGAUGCUCAAACACCAGUGCUCCUGCGGCGACAACAGCAACCACCCGGAGCACGCGGGCAGGAUCCAGAGCAUCUGGUCCCGUCUGCAGGAGAGGGGGCUGCGCAGCCAGUGCAGCGGCAGGUUGCGGGGAGGCGGUGCUGGCAUGGCCCGCCUGACCCCUGCCCGCAAACGCGGGGUGCUCGGCUUCAAAUCCAAGGCGCGCAGCGCGGCGCUCAGCCUCGCAGCUGCCUCCCCGGCCGCGGCGGCGCGAG